Molecule: messenger RNA, 1869 nt
Organism: Protobothrops mucrosquamatus (brown spotted pit viper)
Lineage: Eukaryota; Metazoa; Chordata; Lepidosauria; Squamata; Viperidae
Gene: ZNF503
Product: zinc finger protein 503
Exons: 2
Coding region: 1-1869 (622 amino acids)
Biological process (GO): negative regulation of DNA-templated transcription
Cellular component (GO): nucleus
Source: RefSeq, a predicted model, not a curated record
AUGAUUACAGCCCCCGCGCUUUCUGCCCUAAGAAGUAGUCCGCGCGGAGGCGGAGGAGGAGGCGGAGGCGGAGGAGGCGCGGCAGAGCUCGGAGGAGGCGCGGAGCUCCCGUGGCAAAGCGGAGUCGCUGGGAUCCUUCCUGGCGGCGGCGGCGGCGGCAUCGGCGGCAAAGCUUUCCUCCACGCCAUCCCCCCGUCGGACCCCCUGCGCCAGGCCAACCGCCUGCCCAUCAGAGUCCUGAAAAUGCUCACCGCCCGGACCGGACACAUUUUGCACCCCGAGUAUCUCCAGCCGCUGCCUUCCACGCCGGUCAGCCCCAUCGAGCUGGACGCCAAGAAGAGCCCGCUGGCCCUCCUGGCUCAGACCUGCUCCCAGAUCGGCAAGCCGGACCCCUCGCCCUCCUCCAAGCUCUCCAGCGUCACCUCCGGCGGCGGCGGCGACAAGGAGGCGGCCAAAGCGGCGCCCUUGAAGCUCAGCGACAUCGGCGCCGAGGACAAGUCCAGCUUCAAGCCCUACGCCAAGCCCGGCGCGGACAAGAAGGACGCCUCGGCCGGUGGAGGGGCCUCCUCCUCCUCCUCCUCCUCCUCCGGGGGGAGCUCGGGCGGCGGCAGCGGCGGCAGCGGCGAGAAGUCGGGCUUCCGAGUGCCGAGCGCCACCUGCCCGCCGUUCACGCCCAGGACAGGCAGCCCCAGCUCCAGCGCCUCGGCCUGCUCGCCCGGCCUGCUGCCCGGCGGAGAGAGCAAGGGCGGCGGCGAGGCCGAGAAGAAGGAGGCGGCGGAGGGCGGCAAGGGCGCUUCCGACGGCUCCGGCCGCCUGGCUGCCGUCGGCGGGGUCGGGGCCCUCUCGGCGGCCGAGCUGAGCCAGGCCCACGAGGGCGCCAAGGGGCUGCUGGCCGGCGUCGCUUCGGCCGUCUCCUGCUCGACGGCCGACUCUCCCUGCAGCGCCGUCCCGUCCUCGGUGGCCGCCGCCGCCGCCGCCGCCGCUUCGGUGCUGGGCUCGGCCGGCCUGGUGGCGCCCGUCUCCCCCUACAAGCCGGGCCAGACCGUCUUCCCGCUCCCGCCGGCCGGCAUGAGCUACCCGGGCUCGCUGGCCGGCGCCUACGCGGGCUACCCGCCGCAGUUCCUGCAGCCGGGCGUGGCGCUGGACCCCGGCAAGGCCGGCGGCGCGGGGGGCGGCGGGGGCGGCAAGGCGGCGGGCUCCAGCCCCCUGGCCGGCGCCUCGCCCCCGUCGGUCAUGACGGCCAGCCUGUGCCGCGACCCCUACUGCCUCAGCUACCACUGCGCCACCAGCCACCUGGCCGCCGCCUCCCCCUGCGCCCACGAGCAGGCGCUGAAGGCCGGGGGGUACCCGCUGGUCUACUCGGCGCCGCCGCUGCCCGCCGGGCCGCCCUCGCUGGCCGGCCACCCGCUCUACCCCUACGGCUUCCUGCUGCCCAACGACCCCCAGCCGCACAGCUGCAACUGGGUCUCGGCCAACGGGCCCUGCGACAAGCGCUUCGCCACCUCGGAGGAGCUGCUCAGCCACCUGCGGACUCACACGGCCUUCCCCGGCCCGGCCGAGAAACUGCUCGCCGGCUACCCCAGCUCCAGCUCGCUGGCCGCCGCCGCCGCCGCCGCCGCCAUGGCCUGCCACAUGCACGUGCCCAGCUCGGCGGCGGCGGCCGGAGGGCCGGGCAGCCCCGGCGCGCUGGCCUUGCGCAGCCCGCACCACGCCUUCGGACUCGGCAGCCGCUACCACCCCUACUCCAAGAGCCCCCUGCCCACCCCCGGAGCCCCCGUCCCGGUCCCGGCCGCCACUGGACCCUAUUACUCCCCUUACGCACUCUAUGGGCAGAGACUGACGACAGCCUCGGCGCUGGGAUACCAGUGA